Messenger RNA from Ceratitis capitata (Mediterranean fruit fly), 3872 nucleotides. RefSeq names its product probable beta-hexosaminidase fdl. NCBI's taxonomy places the organism in Eukaryota, Metazoa, Arthropoda, Insecta, Diptera, Tephritidae. Gene Ontology annotation, biological process: glycosaminoglycan metabolic process; ganglioside catabolic process; carbohydrate metabolic process. Gene Ontology annotation, molecular function: beta-N-acetylhexosaminidase activity. The coding region runs from base 648 to 2858 and encodes 736 amino acids. Gene Ontology annotation, cellular component: membrane. The record is from RefSeq and is a predicted model, not a curated record. The transcript has 8 exons.
CUGUCAAACUAUCAGGCCAUCGCCAUCCCGACCGUAGAUUUACAAAUAGUUGUAUUAACGCAUAUCCGAUUUAUUUUGUCCGUCGGAAUUUUAUAAUGUUUCCAGUUUAAGUAAUGUAAAUUAAGAGACAAAUAUAAAAACAACGUUUUUUUUUACCAAUAUACAAAAUGAAAGCCAGAUAAUUAGACAAUAGUUCGAGAAGUGUUUUCCAUUGUGCUGUGUGUAUUCUACGAGCGGAGCAAGUGUCUACUCCGGUGUUCCGAGUCUUAAUUGUUGGCGUUGUUUUACUACUACUUGUAAUGAAUGUGAGAAAUUUUGCUGCAACAGCAAAAAUUUCGAAAUUGUAAAGUACAUACUUUUGAAUACAUGUAGAAUUAGGAAAAGUGCCAACUAUUAAUUGUAAAGAAAGUGCGAUUCAAUUCAUUGUCGGAGAUUUCAUCUCGUGCAAAUUACUCUUGCCUUUGUUUUUUGCCUAGACAGCAGCACUUAAUAAAAAUAAAGAAAAUUUACGUAUAACAAAAACAACAGUGAGACGGGGACAGCCAGCGACGAAGAGUGCCUUCAAGUGUGAGAUUUUAGGAUAUGAGAAACAUCUUCUAAUUGCCUGCCUCAAAUUGACUCCAUUAAGGUUUCGUCACAUCCUCAAAAUGGCCUUAACUGUGUCAUUGCGUCGCGUGUUGCUCUUGCUAUUGAUGACAACGAUAUUCAUACUAAUGCUUUUGUACUGGAAUCAAGAUGGCAUGAAACCGCAGUCUUUUUUAGUUGAAAAAUCAAUGAAGCGCCGAGCGGAUGUUAAUAUGCGACCGCCAAUACCCGAUGAAAAACUGUGGACGUAUAAGUGCGAAAAUGAGCGUUGCGUGCGACAUUCAUACCCCACACACGCAGGUGGCGGCACGCCCACCGAUCGUCGCAUACCCUUCAUGACGUGCGCCAUGACCUGCGGUGAGGUGAAUAUUUGGCCACAUCCAACUAUAAAAACUGCCAUCAGUUCAGUCUCGUUGAAAUUCACCAUGGAGGAUGUGCAACUGCGCAUGGACACACCACACAGUGCGGUGGAAACACAAUUCAAGCAAGCGUUUGCCUAUUUCCUAAGCGACUUACGACGCAUACAGCGGUUGCCGAGCGCGGCGGAGAACUCAGAUGGCGCGGCCGUUGUUGGACGUGAAGCGGCAACCGAUGAUAAGGCCGCUGUGCGUUCACCACUUUCUGUACAACAAAAAUUGCAGGAGCAACAACAACAGGGACAGUUGGAACAACAAAAUCUGCAACGUAAUCGUGCGCGACGUCAUAUACCGGAUGCCGAUGAUGUUGGCGGCGAGACUGUAUCAACGUAUAAAUCUCGACACAAACGUCGUCACGUCGAUAUUGGUCGUGCUUUGAGCAAUAAUUUGGGUGAUAAUUUGGCGCCGGCGGCUAUUUUGAGUAGUGUUUUCAAUACGCGUCGCCACUGUGAUGUGGACACGCUGUUGGUGGAAGUGGAGGUGCAUAAAUCCGGCGAGAUCUAUCUGAGCUUGGAUACGGAUGAGAGCUACAAGCUGUCCGUGGCACAUGAGCGCCGCACUAUAAACGUCCACAUCACAGCAAAUACUUUCUAUGGCGCCCGACACGCCUUGUCCACACUGCAGCAAUUGAUUUGGUAUGACGAUGACGAUAAUCUCUUGCGCAUCCUAUCGAAGGCGAUUAUUGUUGAUACGCCAAGAUUUCGCUAUCGCGGCCUUAUGUUGGAUACCUCUCGUCACUACUUUACAGUGGAAGCGAUUAAGCGCACCAUUGUCGGCAUGUCACAUGCGAAACUUAAUCGCUUCCAUUGGCAUAUAACCGAUACGCAAAGUUUCCCUUAUGUUUCGAAGAAUUUCCCGGAGAUGGCCAUACAUGGCGCCUAUUCGGAGCACGAAACCUACACCUUCGAGGAUGUACGUGAUAUAGCGGCAUUUGCACGCUUACACGGCGUACAAGUCAUACCCGAGAUCGAUGCGCCGGCACACGCGGGCAACGGCUGGGAGUGGGGACCGAAACGUGGCUUUGGCGAACUGAGCUUGUGUAUAAAUCAACAGCCUUGGAGUUUCUAUUGUGGUGAACCGCCAUGCGGACAAUUGAAUCCGAAAAAUAAUAAUACUUAUCUUGUGCUGCAACGCCUCUAUGAGGAGCUCCUAAAUGCUACAGGCCCUACGGACUAUUUUCACCUCGGCGGCGAUGAGGUGAAUCUAGAGUGCUGGGGUCAAUACUUCAAUGACACGGACUUACGUGGGUUAUGGUGUGAUUUUAUGCUUAAUGCGAUGGCGCGUCUGAAAAUCGCCAACAACAAUGUGGAACCACGCGUGGUAAGUGUUUGGUCGAGUGGCCUGACCAACACAAAAUGUCUUCCAAGCAGUCGUUUUGCUGUACAAGUGUGGGGCGGUAGUACGUGGCAGGAGAAUUACGAUCUCAUUGAUAACGGUUUUAAUGUGAUCUUCUCACACGUGGAUGCCUGGUAUUUGGAUUGUGGUUUUGGCAAUUGGCGUUCAACGGGUGAAGGCGCCUGCUCGCCUUAUCGCACGUGGCAGAAUGUCUACAAACACAGACCAUGGGAGCGCAUGCGUCUCAAUAAAGCGCAGCGAAAACAGGUAUUGGGCGGAGAAGCCUGUAUGUGGACGGAGCAAACUGAUGAAUAUCAAUUGGAUAACCGAUUAUGGCCACGCGCCUCUGCGUUGGGGGAAAGAUUAUGGAGCGAUUUAGAUGAUGACAGAGAAUUCGAUGUAGUACCACAGGAUGUCUUCAAGCGUAUGUCGGUGUUUCGCAAUCGACUCGUCGAACUUGGCUUAGAAGCGGAGCCGAUAUUUCCCAAAUUCUGUGCGCAACAUCCAGGCGAAUGCAUUUGAUACUAUUUCUAAUCACACAUGAUCGUCGGCAUUGAACCAUACUGCAUUUGUAUAUAAAUAUAUAUAUUUAUAUAUGUAGUACGUACGCGCCUGUACGCAAUAUACAGACUUAUGCAUACAUAUAUAUGUAUAUAUAUAAAAGAAGAAUCUCGGGUUACUCAGUUUGGAUCAAUUUGUGCCUAAACAGUGUAAAAUUCAUAACCGCGUCGAAGUUGUUUUGUUUUUAGUGUAAUUUUAAUUUUAAUUUUAUUUUAUUUUAUGCGUUUGUUUGUGUGUAUGUAUGAUUUGUUUUCUUGUGUUACUAGAGUUAAAACAAUUGAUAUUAAAUCUAGCGUAAGUUAAAAAAAAUUAAUCGAAAAGUAAUGCUAACAUAUACAUAUGUAUAAACAAUAUAUACAUUUACAUAUGUUUGUAGGAGUGUGUAUGUAUGAAUGUAGCUGAAAAUUUCCUCCAAGGCUAAAAGCAUGGCAUUGGAAAAUCAGGUGGUGGAGCACGAAGAAGAAUAAGAACAAAGAAGAACGAGCAUUAGAAAUUAUAAUGAUAUUCUUUUGACAUAUGUACAUAUGUAUAUGCAUACACAUAUAAGUAUGUUAUAGGUUUUUAUGCAAUUUUUCUAUUAGCGCAAUUGUUUUUAUUUAUGUAUCUUAGGUUUUAUUUAAAUUUAAAUGAAUAUACAUACAUAAAUUUUAUAUACAUAUUUAUGUUUAUUACACACAUACACGUACAUUAUUAUGUCAAACACUGUUUCUAAAUAUGCAAAUCCAUUGGGUUACUUUAUAGUCGCUUUUAUAAGAAUAUACAUAUGUACUACAUGCUUACAUAAGUAUGUUGCUGUCAUUAGUGGGCAGUGUUGAAAGGCCCUAAAUGAUAAUUUUAAAAUUGGUUUAGCUUAAAAAAGAACUAAAGUUUUGUAAAGCGAAUUUCCGUUGCUGUUAUUAGGAUUAUUUUCUCUUUUGAAAGUGAAUAAUUGUUUUCUUUGAAGUGACUGUCUAGCGAAAUAAAUUUCAAAAAAAA